UUCAUUCACUCAUCGGUAAUAAUACAAGUAUUGUUUUCCGUACAAAACAAUAACUGAAUUUAAUGCGAAUAUAAAAGUCCGAGAAAACCUAGUUUAUAUGCGAGUGUUAGUAAAAGCACGUUUUUGCAAAAGUCACAUCAUCCUGGUUAUUUAAAGUGACACGCAUAGACGUUGAAAUGGAAACGAUAUGUGCAAUUAACGGAUCCGUGUCUAAGUUGUGGUCAAUUGUAUUGUUGAUCCAGUAUGCAAAUGCCGCAGGUCCACACAUUGUGUUUAUUUUGGCAGAUGAUUUGGGAUGGAACGACGUCAGCUUUCAUGGAUCAUCCCAAAUAUUAACCCCUAACAUUGACGCGUUAGCUUAUUCGGGUUUAAUUUUAAACAAUUAUUAUGUGAUGCCCCUUUGCACCCCGUCACGUAGUGCUUUAAUGACCGGAAAACAUCCAAUACACACCGGUAUGCAGCAUGGGGUAAUAUAUGGGGCAGAACCGCGUGGCUUGCCUUUAUCUGAAACCCUCUUACCACAAUACCUCAAAGAGCUGGGAUAUGCAACCCAUAUUGUUGGGAAAUGGCAUUUGGGUUCAUACAAAAAGGAAUACACGCCUACGUUUAGAGGCUUCGAUUCGCAUUUGGGAUUUUGGACAGGUAGACACGACUACAACGACCAUACGGCUACUGAAAACAGAAUGUGGGGUUUGGACAUGAGACGCAACAUGGAUGUCGCGUGGGACUUGCACGGAAAUUAUUCCACCGACAUUUUCUCAAGCGAAUCGGAGAGGAUUAUAGCAAAUCACAACAGGUCAAAUCCCUUAUUCCUUUACAUUGCACACGCCGCGGUGCAUUCGGGAAAUGUGUACAACCCGUUGCCGGUACCAGACCGUAUUGUCGCGAAACUUGAGAGCAUUCCUGACUACAAACGUCGGAGAUUCGCAGGUAUGUUGACAAAGCUAGACGAAUCUGUAGGGAGAGUGGUACGAGCUUUACAAGCCAAAAACAUGUUGAAGGACAGCAUCAUUGUUUUCAGCACUGAUAAUGGUGGACCCGCGAGUGGUUUCAAUCUCAAUGCUGCCUCAAACUGGCCUUUGCGAGGUAUUAAAAAUACCCUUUGGGAGGGGGGCGUUAGAGGUGCUGCGCUUUUAUGGAGUCCUCUAAUUAAGGCGAAGCAGAGGGUUGCAUUUCAAAAAAUGCAUGUUACAGACUGGUUACCAACACUGUACAGUGCAGCCGGUGGAGACUUGAAUCGAAUAGAAGGCAUAGACGGCUACGAUCUCUGGGACGCUUUGAGCACUAAUGGCGAAUCUCCGCGAAAUGAAAUUUUGCACAACAUUGAUGAGGACUUCGGAGUCUCAGCUUUAACAGUAGGCAAAUGGAAGAUAUUGCAUGGUAGCACUUAUAAUGGAACAUGGGAUAACUGGUACGGUCCAAGUGGAAGGAAUGGUUUUUAUAAUGCUACCAAGGUGUUGACCAGUCCCGCAGGUAAGGCGAUAUCAAAGAUAAAGGUAUCUACAAACUCUGCCGUAAUCGCACAUUUACGGAAAGUGGCUGAUGUUGACUGCGGCGCUCAAAAAAACUCUUUUCCCUGUAAGCCAUUGGAAGCACCGUGUUUGUUCGAUUUAGAAACCGAUCCUUGCGAAAGAACUAACUUGGCAACCGACCAUCCUGAUACACUUCGGAAGCUUGCGGCUCGUUUACAGGAAUGGAAAGAAACUGCGAUUCCCCCAAACAAUUUACCUCUUGACCAGAAAGCCAAUCCGAAAAAUUGGGGGCAUACGUGGACCAAUUUUGGGGACUAUUUGGAUUAUUAUGUAGCUAGUUAAUGUGCGAUGAUUGGUGAACGCUGCCGCCUUUGCUUCUAGUUCUGUAUUAUAAAUAAUUUCAGACAAUCAACAAAAAUUGAAAUUGUCUCUUUAUGAUUAACUAGUUAACGGAAAUUUUUCAUUGUAAUUGAAAAUUUAAAAUAGCUCCAAGGUAAGCCAGCGCUAGAUUUGUGACGGUACGCCAUACCGGAACGUCUGUGUAUUCUCAUUAGGGAUGGAAUCGAGCCGAGCCGAUCCGAUCUUUUGGAAAACUCGGCUCGACUCGAAAUUAUGGAUGGCCAGCUCGGUUCGAAAAAAAAAUAAGUUCAGCUCAACUCGAAACUCGGAUUAACUUUUCAUUUCGAAUGUGAAAGAGAAAACUUUCCUUGGAAAAUACAUGAUUUAUUUGAACUGACCAAUUAGAUGAAACUAUGAGAGUUUCCGAAUGCAAAAUUUCAUCGAGAUAUUUGUAUAAUAGUCUAUUUCAGGCUACUGGUAAAAAUGGAUCUAAAAAACAAUUCAUUGUAACCAAAAAUACUAUUAUGCCAUCCAAGAGGACAAUACACUAUGGGUUUUUUGAACUGAAAAGAAUUUUUAAAACAAAACUCGGUUAACAUAUAACAUUGUAUAAAACUCUAUUUCGUUAACAUUUAGCAUGCGCUACAUAAAUUAGAGAACUGUUGAAGGCUCUUAUAACUAAUCGAAUCAAAGAAAGAAACGGCAUCAAGCUUUACAUAACUAAAUUACAUUUUCGAGAUCUCAGACAGAUCUGUAUUAAAACCUAAAAUUAGCUUCAGACUAGCAUAAUAUAACAUGUUGCGAAAUAAAUUACCAUAAAUAUUUACACUAUAAUACUGUUGUCGCCUUCUGUUACGAUCUGAUCUUAACACAUCUGCAAAAAAAUUGAGAAUUGGAUGAAUUGAUUAUGGCUUAUUUUAGAUCUUGUUCUAUAUCUAAGAAGCGCCUCACCUGCACUCGCUUUCUUCCCAUCGUGUCCCUGUCGUGCACGUUUUGUUUUGUUCGCAAAUACAGGAGCACGUACUUUCGUCCCAAAAUACGUUUUCGUUUUUACUAUCGAUACACGCGGCGUAAUCCUUCUAAAGAAGUUGUAGUUUACAAAGGAAAUUGCUUUCGGACCGGAGCUCACCUUAUUUUGGCAAUUACAGGAGCACGUCUCCUUGCUGUAGACUUGGAACGGGGUACAAUCUUUGGGCGUUUGCAGGCAGUUACAUCUGCACUUCAGGUCUUCAACUACGGUAAUUGAAGUACAAAGAAUCUCGCUGUUCCUCACAGUUUUGACGUACAUCUUCUUCUCCUGGGUUUGUAGUGGUAAACAGCCCUUAAAUCCAUUGCACAUCCCACCGCAACGUUUCACUAUCACCGCGUUUGGAAUUAUCUAAAAAUAAAGGAGAAAUUACUACAACAAUUUUGGCGCCAGUCUGUAAAAACACAAACAGCGCAAUUUUCCCGAAUCUGAGUUUCUGGGGAUUGCAUAUUUUUGGAAGAGCGAUGAUUCUUUGACUGUGAAACGUUUGUUAGUCACAAUACAAAGGUCGUUGCGGUUUGCUUACAAAUAGCGGAUUCCAUAUGCAGGUGCUUUCAUGGGAACUCUUUGUAUUCUUUACCAACUUUUACAUAAAUAAAGUCGCAUUAAUUCUCGUUAAUCGAGAGUUUUCAUUAUCUACCUCCUAUAGUGUAAAUAUGAAAAUCAUUUAUUUUUUGGAGUAAAAUAUGGAACAAGCCAGAACGCAUUCAUUUAAAUCAUUGUAGUAAAUUAAUCAAAUGUAACACGCACGAUCACAUGUUCUAUUAAAUGCCCUGGGGGGAUGGUCACCCACCUAUGGAGAUGAAAUAAUACUAAACUGAAAAUAAAUGUUAAAUUUGGUUUCCCGACAAUACACAUUGGACGCGGUUAGAGUCACCUCUUUUCACAUGAACACCAUUUCAAGCCUGCAAGUGAGUUCUCAUGAGGAGAUCUAUUGUUUCCCUGGCACUCACUGUGUAUUUCCCAUCGACUUUCUUAAGAAUGCCAAUACCAUUGGUGUGGUCUUUAAGUAGGCGCGAUGCUGUUGGUACGCUGCUAGGGCGCUUCUGUACUCUUCCCAUGUUUCUUCGCGCCUCUGUCGUUGGGGUUUGUCGAAUAGCGUUCUGACUUUAGCCCGAUGUUUUUCUCACUCCAUCAGGAAACGUUCCUCGUUAGCCCCUUCGUUUUUGCUGGGCCGAUCCUCUCAUACGGAUUAAAUAGGAGUCAUCAUUUGAUCCUGUUUUAUAGAGAUAGGUAAAGUUGAAUUUUUAACAUUGGAAAUUUUAUAUGGUUUCGUAUAUGGGUACCAAGUUAUGAGUUUCGUUCAAGCAGAAAAGACAACUGUGUCGCAUCAAUUGACGAGUGUACCGUACUCGACCGUGAUCGGUGAAGGAAAAGUCGCGGGCACAGUCGAUACGGUACUUACUUAAUAAUGCUCAAUUUUUUUGUUAAUCCCAAUCUAUAAUUCUCGCACAUCUCCUUUGCGAGCGAGUGAGUCGAUUGAAUAAGAGGUAUUUGUGUUUUACAUAUGGCGUUAUAGGGUUGUAUGCCUCCGAUGGUUGUAUGGAUUGCGAAAUCUGUGAAUUUUUUUAUUCCUAGUUGCUGUCGAGUCUCCCUAGGAGUUUUUGUUUACAACUUCCAAAGGUGACUCGACUGCAACACAACAUAUAAAAUAAAUCCUAUAUAAUAGCUUUCCUCAUUCAAGGUUAUCUUUAUGGUGUACUCAAAUGAAUAGGAUUUAUCUACUACACAUUCUGAGCUAUCGUUUUUUAUCGUUCGCGCGAUUUGUCAUGCUUACACAGUGACAUGCAAUGAACUCAAAAAAUUCCUCUCAUUAACACCAUAAGUGGGUUUGCACCUAGGUUUGUACGUUUAUGCUUGGUCCAUUUUUCCAAAGAAUGUGCUGCACAAGUAAUUACUGUGCCCAAACGCAAACUCCUUUAGACCUAUACCGUUCUCGCAUCUGCUAUUCAAUAAACGAUCUCUAAACUAUACACCAUGGAAGCCUUGUAAAAUCAAAUUUUCCCUAUUACAACAGACGAGAACAGCUGUGAUCAAUUUUUCCUCCAAUUUUGAACGUGAUAUCAAAAUUUAAGCAAAAUCUUCCGGACCAGUAUUUUCACAUUUUUCGUAAAAGUGGCGGAUUUCUUCCAUGCACUAGAAAGCAAAGGUUGCCCAAGAUUAUCGAACGUUAUCUGUUUAAACAAUGACUUAGCAUAAAUAGCGAGAGUAGCACAGAGGAAUUGUCAGUACUUAUUGAGAUACUUUUUCGUCAACGUAAACCAGCUCCACCUACGAACAAAGACUAUGCCUGCCACAGGAUGCACCUGCACGAUCGUGAAGAUGUGCACGAUUAAUACACCGGAAGGCGAAUUUCCCUGCGAGUGCGUUUUUAAGUGCGUAUGCGCGCCUGGAGAGAGCAAAAAGUGCGAAUGCAAGAUGGAGUGCACUCUGGAAAACGCCGAGAAGAUUAUUAAGCCCAACGGAGAAGUGAUGUAUAGAUGUGAAUGCACUUGUGAAUGCUGAGUUUUAAUUAUGUAUAAUAAAGUCGUUUCUAAAAACUAAA
This is a messenger RNA of Photinus pyralis (common eastern firefly), 5383 nucleotides long. Its product is annotated as arylsulfatase B-like. The transcript has 8 exons. The record is from RefSeq and is a predicted model, not a curated record. NCBI's taxonomy places the organism in Eukaryota, Metazoa, Arthropoda, Insecta, Coleoptera, Lampyridae. Bases 177 to 1814 code for a protein of 545 amino acids.